Messenger RNA from Symbiodinium sp. CCMP2592, 2673 nucleotides. The record is from the annotation of a GenBank genome assembly. Lineage: Eukaryota; Dinophyceae; Suessiales; Symbiodiniaceae.
AUGGAAAUCGCUGGGCGCUGUCAACAAUACAAAUCUGCAACCAAAUCUGUCCUCAACUGGCUGGCAUCGCAGACGAAAGGUGCUUGCUCGAUCGCGAAAUGGCCAACGUGCGUUGAUGACAUAGCGCUUGCGGCAAAAGAGGUUGCCUUGAAGGCAAUUUCCGUUCCUCGCCACAUUUACCAUGAUUUGAGCGCUUGCAUUAGAUUGCGCACGGAGGUGCAGAAGAUGUACACAUGUCGAGCAGAGUGCCGUAAUGAGAAGGAUAGAAGGCACCAUUACUUCAUUUCCGCUCUCAAGGAGGCUCGUGAAGCAUUGAAAACUAUGUUGGACCGUGACAAGACGAGCGAGCCUUCUGCUCAUGAAGCAACACAGGCAGAGGAAAGUGUCCACCCGAAUCAUUUCGUGGAGCUGGCUCCAGACACGGAGUCUGAAGAAGAGCCACCUUCUCCUGCGAACGGGAGGCAUCGGAAUCUCGAGGGUCUGUUGGUUCGCAUGAAAGGUGUGGGUAAAAAGAAGCGCAUGGGCAAGCUGGGUAUCGUGCAGGACGUUACUGAUGACGUUUGUUCUGUCUUCUGUCAUGGUGAAGUUCUGAGCGUGCCGGUGGAUGAUCUGGACAUCGUGAGCGAAGACGACCUGGCGGAGAUCCGAGGAGAAACGAUAUCCUUCCAAGCAGCAAGUUUUUUGCUGGACUUGGAGGAAUUGCACGCUGAGGUCAUAUCCGCCUGGGAGGAGUACACACAGGGGCAGCUCAGCUUGCCGGCGGCCACUGCCAAGACUAACGUUUGUGUCCGCCAGGCCUCUGCUUGGGCUGUAAGCCUUGAGCUGCUUCAGCCAGAGCUUUACAGCUUGGAGCGGGUCAUCGUGGCAGCAUACCUGCUGGAUGUCGUGCAGUGGGCGCAGGACCAGUUGGACACGACAUUUGCAAAAGCUCUGGGACUGGCAGUGCAGCUGGUUUUCGGUGAUCCGGAUGAGACAAGAGUUCAUACACUUGGGCCCAACCGCAUACUGCAUGGGCACAUGCUGGCCAUGGCUCGAGUCAAAGAACCGGGUGGGGUUGAGCUCCAGAGGGCCGGUGAGGGCAUCCGCAAGCGAUGGCCUGAAUGCAGUCCUCUUCAGGCAGAACAGCUGAUUGAUGUGGUCUCUGCGGAAUGUUUCCGACGCUUUCUGUGCAUCCGGGGGCUACCGGGGCUUGCUACCGAUGCUGACGAUUUUCUGGUUGGGGCCAACGGCUUGGUGCACACGUCUGAUUUUUUGCUUCGACUGUCGAAUGCUGGGUUGAUGACACCACCGAAGAGGUGGAACUUCCUGAAGCCGGAUCACUUUGGACCCCAGUGGGAUGAGAAGAAGCGGCCGGCAUCGUGCACGUCGGAUUUGACGAGCUAUUCUGGAAUGGUGAUCCCUGCGUUGUUGUGGUAUGCACAUUAUGAGCUUCGUACCUCUAAGACGCAGCAGCUUCGGAUGCCCGACCUGAAGUUCGAUUCCCUCAUGCCCUUGUGGAGUGUGCUGCAAAAGGCCAUGGCUGCCGGUCGCACCUCCUUGUCCCUGGCCUUUGCCAUGCAUGCCCUGAUGAUUUCCACUGUGAAGGUGAACGGGGAGCAGCGUUGCAUGCGCAUUGGAGUAACUUGCCGCGCCUGCUUCUCAAAGUUUGUGUCUCAGCUGGAGCGAGAUCACGAAUUCUACGACCAUCCCUCUGCAGCACACAACUUCGCGCUCGGGAAGCUCUGGGUGGAUGAAGCCGAGAAGCGCAUGCGAUCUACACCGCAUGGUGGAGAGCAGGAUGAUCUUUUGAAACAGAUUGGAUGCUUGCAGCGUGAUUACGCUUUGCUUUUGAACCCUUGGGUGGCAGGACAGCAGCAGCUCGUCGCGCUGGUAGCUGUUGCCAUCGGCAUCGGUAGCUCCAUUGUGGACAGUCGCGGUCAAAUAAGAUUUGUGCUGCACCUCUACAAUGCCCUGCGUUGCGCGGAGGUGGUGCAGUCGUUGCCCAUGUUGGACUGGCUUCUCGAGAUCUUCAGAAGCUCUAAGGCCAUUUGGCACGCCGGACGUCCAACAGAGGAUUUCCUGCAACAUUGGUACCUCUCGCUGGGCAUGGCGGUGUCUUCAGACAGAGGCAGCUCCUUGCGCGGCCAACGGGCACUCGUCCCUGUUGAUGCUGCAGAAAUAAGUCCUUCGUAUCAGCGGGUGGCGAACGGUGACUUCAGGGACCUCUCGGAUUAUGCGAGGACGCUCCGCGGGAUUCUACAGGCAACGAGCUCAAGCUUCGAAGAGGACAAGUUGUUUCGGUACAACCUUUUCGCCGUUGGCGCCCACUUCCGCCAACUGCCCGAAAAGCUGGUGCAGGCUCUGCAGCUGGAAUUAAAAGUGCUAGAAGAACAGGGGAGCCGCCCAGACCGUGGGCGCCCGAGCAAGUCGAAGAGCAAGAAGGAUGCCGAUGCAAGCAAGGACGAGGCGACCAAGCGGGUAGACGCCGUGCAUGUGGUGCUGGCAGGUGAACUUUUCUUUGCCUGCGAAAGAUCAGAGAGUGUGGAGAAGAUAGCAGGAAAGCUAGGCUACAAGGCUACUCCUGAGGCAAGAGAGCGCCCCCAGGACGAGAAGCCACAGCUACAGAUGGCCGCUCAAGUUCUUGCAGAGCACGUCGGCGCACUGAGUAAGGCGAGCUACAUGCUGCCCUCCUGA